AUGGCGGAUAACCGUCCUUACAUGCCAAGCGCGGCAGGCGCGUCAGGAGAUCACGAUACGCUGACCAGCUAUCCCGAGCCUCAUGGCAGCGGAGCUCCGCAGAGCAGCGGGGGGUACGAGAUAGGCCAUUCCAGCGGCAUUCCGCGCGACAAGGAGGACGUGCUCAGGACGCUGCCUCCCCCCUACGGGCGGACCCACCCGCCGGUCGUCAAGAGGUGGUUGGACCGCCGAGGAGCGAAAAGUGUGCUGCUCGCAAAGGUGAUAGCGUCGGCUUUGCGUAACAUCGUGUUAACGGCUUGCUUUUGCUUUCGCCUGCGAUCCGCUCUCCCCGCCCCCACUUGUCCGGCACCAGCGGAGUUCUUCCCCGACCGCACGGACGUGCAGUGCCUGCACCGAUGGCAGAAGGUGCUCAACCCCGACCUCGUCAAGGGGCCCUGGACCAAAGAGGAGGACGAGCGCAUAACGGAGCUGGUGGCGCAGUACGGCGCCAAGAAGUGGUCGCUCAUCGCGCAGCACCUGCCGGGGCGCAUCGGCAAGCAGUGUCGCGAGCGGUGGCACAACCACCUGAACCCGGGCAUCAAGAAGGAGGCGUGGGGCGAGCACGAGGACGUGCAGCUCAUCAAGGCGCACAAGCUCUUCGGCAACAAGUGGGCCGAAAUCGCCAAGUUCCUUCCCGGCAGGUGCGUGCGCGGUGUGCGAGUGCGUGCGCUUGCAGUUGGUCGCGAGGGGUAUCCGCCGCUCGUCGCGCGCGCGGGAGGCCGGGUGCCUGUCGCGGCUGUGUUUCCUUGCCUUGCAGGUUCGUCGCGCAGUGUUGGUCGAGAGAGCGCAUCCAGGCAGCACGGAUCCGCGCAUCCGUUUGUGCAUCCACUCGCCUUGCUGCCUCCAUGCAGCCGUGCGUGCUUCCGGUACUCAUCUUGUUUGUCCUCCUCCUAUCCCCGCUUCGUCCCCUCCCCCUUCGUUCCCCGCGGACCUUUCCGCCUUUCCCCUCGGCCCGGCAGGACGGACAACUCCAUCAAGAACCACUGGAACAGCUGCAUGAAGAAGCGCGCUGAGCUCUGCACUCUCGCGGACCUCCUCGCGCUCCCGCCGUCACCCGGGCUUCCCGAAAUCCCCAUCUCCGCGGAAGUGCUGCAGGCCGCGCGCGAGGGGAAGCCGCUUCCGCCCAUCGGCGGAGACGGCGCCUGCGGGAGCGGGAGCGGGGGAGAGGAGGAGGAGAAUGGAGGGGAGGAGGGUGAUGACGAUGCGGAAGCGGAGGAGGGGGCGAGAGGGGCCGAGGUUAAUGGAAAGGGUAAGGGGAAGGAGCGGGCGGGAGAGAGGGAGAACGGAGGGUCGCAGCAGGGGGAGGAGCAGAUGGAAGUGGCGGUGGGCAUGCCUGCGCUGCCCCGAGGCCACUUCCAGGGGAACGUUCAGGUGCUUCCGCAGCAGGUGGUGGUGAAGCUAGAGAUGAUGGAAGAGCAACGUCGGCAGCAACAACGGGAGCAGGAGCAACAGCAACAGCAGCAACACGACCAGCAGCAGCAGCAGCAGCAGCAGCAGUCGCAGAGACCUUGUUCGACUGUCUCUGGCAGUCGUUCUGAUGCGUCGUUGUCCCGUCCCUCACCAUCCGACGCCAUCUUAAACCCCUCUUGCGCGCCUCGCUCCCCCGCCGCCCCCAGCCCGGCUCAGCCUUCCGCCAGCGCGGGUGCCAGCCCCCCCGCGUCCCCGGAGAAACACUCCGCCCCCUCCGCGCGCCUGUCCCUUUCCGGAGCACCUCCUGCCCGCCCCGCCCAAGCGCCAGUGGCGAGCGGCCCCAAUCCCAUGUCCAGUGGCUCACAGAGAGUGAACGGCGCCCCUCUGCGCGCAUGCAGUGCGACUCAGGCGCAGCCCCAGCCCCAGGCGCAGGGGCAGGCGCAGACGCAGGCACAGAGGCAGGGGCAGACGCAGGCACAGGGGCAGGCGCAGGUCCAGCAGAUGGCGCCUGGCGUGCACCUGACGAGCGGCCGCUGUCGCGUGGGGCCCACCAGCCGCACCAUCACGCUGCUGGGCGGCAGACUGCCGUCCGCUCUGGCGUGCUCUCCCGAAGAGAAAGGGCCCCGCCCUGAUGGAGAUGAGGAUGGCGAUGGUGGCAGUGGUGCUGGUGCUGACGUGGCACACGGUGCCAUCGCAAAUGCGCCCCCCCGCGCCAGCAUGCCCCCCAGCAGCACCGCGCCCUCGCAUUCCCCCACCAGCUCCGCCCCUCCGCUCGCCCUGGGCUCCGCGCUUUUGUCCUCCGGUGCACCCAGCAGCAGCGCGCAGGGGGGGAGUGCAGAGCCCAGUCUGCUGCGCAUUGCGUGCAGCAGACCGCUGAAUGCGCCUGGCGGGAUGGCAGACACCAAACCCCAAAUCCUCCCAGUCAGCCGAAACGCUGUAACGGGUGGCAGCAACGCUGUUCCAGGUGGUACCACAUUGGCAGGCGACGCUGCAGCACAAGGGCGCGCAGCAAGCCGUGCAGGCGGAGCCUGGGAGUCGAGGGCGGAAGUGAAGGCGGAGAGUGACAGCAGGCGAGGGCGCGAGGGGGCGGAGGAGGAGGAGGCGGCAGCGGUGCAGCGGCUGCUGAGUCUGGACGGGGCGGCAGCAGAGCCGCUGUUCCAAGCAGCGGAGCAGGCAGUGCACGAGUACCAUGCGACUCAGGGCUUCCAGGGCAGUCAGGGCGGCCUUGCAGGGGACGCUGGAUCCGCGGUGACUGAUGCAGGAGCGACUGGCUCCACCACCGCCGCCGCCGCCGCUGCUGCUGCCGCUGCUGCGGAUACUCCCACUCCUGCGUCUGCUGCGGCUGUUGCAGCAGCAGCAGCAGCAGUGCCGGGGCUGGUGACGGUGGAGAGGGCAGUGGAGAGGGCGGUGGAAAGGGCGGUGGACGAUUCGCUCUUCUACGUGCCGCCGCAGCUGGACCACCUCGAUGCUGCGCCCUCCACUGCUGUCUCCUCCGCGCCCCCUCCCCUCGUGCCCCUGCCCCCCCUCUUCGACUCGUUCCUCCUCAGCCCCACCACCGGCCCCGCCCUGCCCGCCUCACCGCAAAUCACCGCUCUCAACCUCCCCUCCUCCUCUGCGCAGCCCUUCUCGUCGCCUCUCGGCCUGCGCCAGAUGCUGCCUCCCCUGCCGACCACCGGCUGCCAGACCCCCAGGCAGAUGCAGCCUGCCCCGUCCACGGCGGGCUGUCAGACGCCAGUGAACGCCAUCUUCUCAGGCCUCUCGCCCUUCCUCUCUGGCCGCAGCCCCCCCUCGUGCGCUGCCUCGCUGUCCAUGUCGUGCCUGCUGCUCAGUGCUGGCCGCUCCCUGGACGGCCCUCCUUCCAUCUUCCGCAAGCGCCGGAGGGUCGUUGACGUCACUGCCAACGCCUCUGCUGCUGCCACGCCUCCACCUGCUUCUCGUGCUGCGGCCGCGGCUGAUAGUGCUGCAGCUGUCGCUGAUGCUGAUGGGGCUACUGUAGGUGGCGGAAAGGGCGGGGAGGAGCGGGGGGAGAAGGGAAAGGAGGGUGGGAGAGAGGCGGAGGGAGUGUUGGAAUCGGGCAGGGUGCUGGCUCUGCUGAGGGAGCAGCCCGAGGGGCUGGGCAGUGCACAACGCAGAGCAGGGCCAGCGGGGGCAGAGGAGGCCCCCACUGCAGGCCGGGCUGGCGAAGGUGGUGGCGCUAAGGGGAGUGAUGCAGGCGAUGGUGGCAGUGACGGGCGUGAUAAGGGCGGGCUGCUUCUGCGGAUGGGCAAUGGUGCUGACAGUAAGGAUGGUGGCAGCGAGAAUGAGAAGGGGAGUGAGAGUGAUGUUAAGGUCGGGAAUGAGAAAGGGAGGGGCGGCGAGGGGCUGCGGCGUGAUAAAUCGGGCGAAUGUGGCCUGGAUGGCGAGAGCAGCCCCCCGUGCAGGCGGGCAGCUGUGAAGGAUGGCCGUGCAACCGACCUGGGGGACAAGGAGAAGGAGCAGAAGGAGGAGGAGGAGGAGGAGGAAGUGGAAGUGGAUGAAAAGGAGGGAAAAGAGGAGGGACCGGGAAAGGAGCAGGAGGAGGAGGAGCAGGAGGCGCAGGAGGAGGAGGAGGAGGAGGAGGAUCCGGCUGAUUUCGCUCUGCCAGCAGCUGCCAUUGACGGCGAGGGCGGGGAGGGCGGCGCUCAGUGUGGGCCGGUGACGUGGACGCUGACCCGUGGCAAGAGCGUGAGCCCCGAGGGCAAGAAGCGCGCACGCGAGGGCGAGGAGGAUGGGGCGCAGGCAGGGGCGAGGGGAGGAGGCGGCAUGGGAGGAGCAAGGGCGGAAGGGAGAGUGUCUCCGAGGAAGCAGCUGAAGCUGGAUGGGCAAGUUGCGAUGGUGGCUGCUGCUGCUGGCGCUGCUGGUGCUGCUGGUGCUGCUGGCAGUGGGGCCCUGCCCCUGAGCCGUGUGCUGCACUUGGAGCUGGAUGCGGCUGCUGACACCCACAUGCAUGACGCCAUGCAUGGCAGCAAACCCAGUCAUGAGCUCACCACUCCGCACUCAAAGAAGCAGGAGCAGCAGGGUGCAUCCUUGAGCAAGCCGCUCUCCUCGUCCUCCACUCUCCCGUCCCCCCCGCUCUGUGUUUCUGCCUCAUCCACUCGAGACGCCUCGUCCCCGUCAUCCCUCGCGCCCGUACCCUCUGCAGGCACCACCUCUACCGACUCUCCUGCUGCCACUGCGCCUGCGCAUGCUGAUGCUCCUCAGCCCACAUCUGCACCUGCUGCCCCUGCUGCUGCUACAGCAGCACCACCACCAUUACCAGCGUCACUAGUAGCUGGUGUCGGGGCAACAGUGGGAGUGGUGGGGCGAUCGCGUCUGGGUACAGUUCCUGUGGUGGCCUCCCCUAGAGUGGGUCCGCUGCGGUCAGGAGUGGUGGAGAAUGGUGAGAAGGUGGGGGCAACGGAGGAGGGGAGUGCAGGCAGGGAGAAGGAGCGGCAAGAGAGCAAGUGUGUGCAGGGCACUGGUGCGAGCAGUGCAGACAGCAAGCCGUGUGACUCUUCUGACACUGCUGUAGCUGCUGCAGUUAAGGUUGGGACCAAGGCAGGCAGCACCACAGCAGCAGGCUCACACAAGGGUCCGGCCCUGAAGGCACAGACGAGGAGGCUGAUCCGCAAGGUGCUGCCUGGGGGAGGCGUUGACUGGCAGGUGGCGGCUGUGGGGCCUGGGCUCGCCAGCCUCAGGGGCAUUCUGCAGGCUGCCUCCGGCGCCCCGCCGCCCCUCACAGGAGCCCUGCCCUCGCACAUACGCAAUGGCACUGCUGGAGGCACAGGGGCAGCAGCAGCAGGAGCAGCAACAGCAGUGGCGGUCCCUGCAGGGCCUUUUGGAUCCGGGCGCCUGCUGUCCUCUGCAGCAGCUGCAGCAGCAGCUAAGGCUCGGCCCGCACCGAGGGAGCUUUGCUCGCCGGAGCUGGCAGGUUCAGGUGCGAGCGUGAGCUACUCAGGGUGCUACAGCAGCUGCAGCGGCAGCCAGUCGUGCAUGAGCGGGGCACUGUCCCCCUCAGUGACACCAGCGACCUCCCCUCCUGCGGCAGCACUGAUGGCCGCCACGAGCACCAUGGCCUCUGCCACUGUCACGUCUGCUGCUGCUGCUGCACCGCCUCCGCCCCUGCAGAUGCCCUCACCUGCACAGCCCCAACUGCCCCUUGUGCAUGGCAAGAGCGGUGGCAGGGCGGGGAGUGCGAGGGUGGCCCUGGCUGCUUCUGGUAGCAGUUGCGAGGGUGCUGCCGGUGGUUGUCCUCGCGAUGGUUCUGCUGCCACUGGUGCUGAGUGUGCGUCUGCAGAGGCUGGUGAUGCGGCAGUAGCAGAGGUUGGUGAGACUAUGGCUGUGGGUACCUCUGGUGCGAGCGAUGGCCAUCACGCUGCUGCUUCUGCAGCACCUGAUGCAGCACCUGAUGCAGCACCUGAUGAAACACCUGAUGCAUGUGAUGGCGAAGGCAGGGAGGAGGCUGACCCCCGUGGAUGCGCAGAGGCAGUGAAUGAUGUGGUCGAAGUGCCAGAAGAAGGCAAGCCAUGCACAGCACCAGUACCAGCGCCACACGACACCUCCACGUCUCCGCCCCGCCCGCUCAAGCGCCCCUUCCCUGCAGCGGACAAUGCCGACCCACCAGCUGAUUCCAGUGCUGCUGCUUGUGGCUCUGCAGCCGCCGCUGCUGGUGCUGCUGAGGGUGGCGACAGUGGUGGUGGAGCGAAUGGCGGAGAGGCAGGCGCAGCAGCAGCAGGAGGAGCAAGAGGAGAGGAGGGUUCAGAGAGGAAGGUGAGGCGGGUGCGACCGCCACUGCACCGGUGCGUGGGCAAGCCACAGCAGCAGGCACAGGCGCAGGGGGAGGGAGAGGGCGAGGGUGGAGAGGUGGAGGGAGAAGCAGCAGGCGGUUGUGCUGGUGUGUUGUCCCCACCCCCUCUACAGCGCGUGGCAGCAUUGCGCGCACCAGCAGCAGCAGGGGAGGGGCAGGGGAACAGCAGAGCAGAGGCAGGAGGGGGUAAUGGAGGAUCUACUGCGGUGGGAGGGGGUGAGGGGGCAGCCGGGUCGGAGGGGCAGUGGGUGCUGCAGGAGGUGGGGGUGGAGGGGUCGCUCUUCUCCCCAACGCCUUCACGUGCAGGCAUGGCGGGCAUGGCAUCCUCACUCGCCUCACCCAUGUCGCCCUUCACCGCUCGCUGGCUCUCGGUACGUUGCUCCCCUGCUCAACCCCUCUGCUUCGCACUCAUUUCCUCCCUUUCCCCGCCUCCCUUCACUCUCCCUCAUCUACUAUCCCUCCCAUACUUCUACCACGCUGUCCUCCACUGCCCCUGCCUUCUGCCUGGCCCACCGCCUUAUCUCAUCCAUCUUGCCUGUCCCACUGCUCUCCCCGCCCCUGCCUUCUCUCCCGCUCCUUCCAGCCUGUGA
Closterium sp. Naga37s-1 is the source of this 6843-nucleotide messenger RNA. The record is from the annotation of a GenBank genome assembly. Lineage: Eukaryota; Viridiplantae; Streptophyta; Zygnematophyceae; Desmidiales; Closteriaceae.